Molecule: messenger RNA, 465 nt
Organism: Ectocarpus sp. CCAP 1310/34
Lineage: Eukaryota; Phaeophyceae; Ectocarpales; Ectocarpaceae
Source: the annotation of a GenBank genome assembly
AUGCUGCACCCAAUACUCGCAAACCGGCACCUCGAUACACGCAUCAAAUUGACGGUUUUGAAGAGCGUAAUCGUACCGCCGCUAGAGUACGCCGGAGAAGUAUGGGAAGGAAAUAAGAAGGUAGUGAAAGAACUCGAGGCGGCGCAGAUGAAAGCAGCGAAAACCAUCCUAGGAUGCUCCAGGCGCACAAGUAAUGCAGCCGUGAGGGCAGAAUUGGGGAUCCAAUCCCUACGGUCGGGAAGAGACGCGAGGAAGCUGACCUGGCAGUAUCGCAUGUGCGGGAUGGGAGAGGAGAGGUUGCCGAGAAUUGUAUGGGAGGCGAAGUGGGCAAACAAAAAGAGGGGUAAACAACCCACGGAAUGGGUCAAGGUUGUAGAGGACGUAUGGAAGGGGCUCGACAUCGACGAAGAUGAAACGCUGGAAACGGAGGGUCUACAGGGGUUCAAGGAGAAGAACAGAAUCUGA